AUGGCGAGAAGAGAUCCUCCAUACGAUACCUCAGUCGCGACCUUGGAAUCCAUUGACGUGGAUUGGCGCAUCCCUUUGAUCAAUUAUCUCAAGUAUCCUGAUCAGACCACGGAUAGAAGGAUUCGCUAUCUUGCCCUCAACUACUUCCUCAGAGAGUUCAUCAUCAUCGCGACUGAUUUCUUUCCAAAGUGGGUUGAAGCAGAACCUUUGAAGGAAGCAUCUGGUGGCACGUUGAGACAAUUCCUAUUCAGAAACAUCAUCUGCAGAUUUGGGAUCCCAGAAGUUUUUGUUUCGGACUGGGGGGCAGCUUUCAUAGGUGGUGAAGUUGAUAAACUGGCCUACUGCACAUCUAAGAAGAAUCCCACCGCGACAAUACCUUAUGCUUUGAUGUUUGGCCAUGAUGCAGUCCUACUAUUAGAAGUCAACAUCCAAUCAUUACGAGUUCUAGAGCAACAUCAUCUCAUUGGAGAAGAUUACAUUCAGGCUAUGUGGCAGGAACAUGAAGAUCUUAGCGAAAAGCGCUUGGAGGCUUUAGAUAGUUUGGUCAUGGAAAAGCAACGAGUCGCUCGCGCCUAUGACAAGCGGACGUGUGGAAGGAGUUACAGCGAAGGAGAGUUGGUUUGGAAAGCAGUUCUCCCGCUUGGAGAAAAAUUACAUAGUCGCGGCAAAUGGAUUCCACGAUGGGAAGGCCCGUACAUCAUCUAUAAAAUCUUAGCGAAAGGAGCUUUUCAUCUCAAGGACCUGGAUGGAGAUAUCCAUUAUAACCCUAUCAAUGACAGAUACUUGAAGAAAUAUUUUCCUAAUGUCUGGGACUUGGAUGAGUAG
This is a messenger RNA of Rosa chinensis, 825 nucleotides long. RefSeq lists its product as uncharacterized. Lineage: Eukaryota; Viridiplantae; Streptophyta; Magnoliopsida; Rosales; Rosaceae. The record is from RefSeq and is a predicted model, not a curated record. The transcript has 3 exons. Gene Ontology annotation, molecular function: nucleic acid binding. Bases 1 to 825 code for a protein of 274 amino acids.